AUGAGCAGCCAACCCGCCUCUGUGGCACCGCAGACAACAGCAUCAACAACCUCAUCCUCAUCAUCAGCAAGGCCACCCGUAACGCUCGGCCAAACAACCCAUCUCGACCCAGGAGCCUACGUCCGCGGCAGCCACGGGAUCACAAUCGGCGAGCAGACACUCAUCCACCCACGCGCACAGCUCAUCGCAACUCACGGACCACUAUCGAUCGGCGACAGAUGCAUCAUUUCCGAGAAAAGCAUCAUCGGCGGUCCUCUGGAAUCACCAUCAACGCUUCCUCCGGCGAGUGGGAGUGGUAGUUCCCUUCUACCAGCGCCCCAAAAGCCUGUUGACCAGGACAACGAUGAAUCAGAUCCCAUGAAGACGACCAUCUACCCGAAUGUCUACAUUCAUGCCUAUUCACGUGUACAUGCUGGAGCAACCAUCAAAGAAGCUGCAGUUGUUGAGGCGCAUGUUACCAUCUUUGCUGGUGUCACGGUGGGAUCUCAUGCGAAGAUCUGUGCUGGCGUGACGGUGGACCAGGAUGUUGAUGAUUGGACUGUGGUCUAUGGCAAUGGGGAUGUCAAACGGCAAAGGACGAACGGGCAGUCACCGGAUGUCGGAGCGCAGCACAUGGAAGUCGUAGAGGCAAUGAGGCUGAAAGCUAUGGACAAAGAGCGGGAGGGGACCGUCGCGAUUCUCAAGAUGGCAGCGAGGAUGGCAACCCUUGCAAAAAAGAAAUGA
Molecule: messenger RNA, 723 nt
Organism: Capronia coronata CBS 617.96
Lineage: Eukaryota; Fungi; Ascomycota; Eurotiomycetes; Chaetothyriales; Herpotrichiellaceae
Exons: 1
Coding region: 1-723 (240 amino acids)
Biological process (GO): mitotic spindle organization
Cellular component (GO): dynactin complex
Molecular function (GO): dynein complex binding
Source: RefSeq, a predicted model, not a curated record